Molecule: messenger RNA, 1676 nt
Organism: Quercus lobata
Lineage: Eukaryota; Viridiplantae; Streptophyta; Magnoliopsida; Fagales; Fagaceae
Product: S-adenosyl-L-methionine-dependent methyltransferases superfamily protein
Exons: 5
Coding region: 149-1441 (430 amino acids)
Source: RefSeq, a predicted model, not a curated record
UUUAAUUUUCUGGGAUGCUUUAAGGAUUGCAACAAUAGCAGAGGAGGGAAACAAGAUUGCCAAAAGGUCGGCAGAAGAGAAGAGGGGUUUAGGGUUUAGGGACCGUUGGCCAUUUAGCUUAGUCCAAAUUUUAAGGGAAUUUGGGGUGAUGAUGUGGCGAAGGUCAAGGUGGGCAUGGAACUUCCGGCGAAGAUUCUCGACAGCAAUACGGCAGCGUAUAGAGGACGAAGGGGACUGGUCAUUCUCCUCGGAGUGGUGGGGAUCGGAGUCCCACGGUCACACCGUUCUCCGUUCUUCUUCCGACAAAGGAAACGGCGUCGUCUCCGUCCUCGCUUUCCCUUCCUCUAAACCUAGUGAAGUGCAGUGGCCUAGAAUGGAGAGAUGGUUACAGGAAAGGUAUGCAGAGGUGUGUCCAGGGUCAGGAUGUGGAGAUGAGGAGCGUUUUCGGAUACUGGGUUACCAAUGGCGCGCUCUUCGCUUUAAUGAUGAUACUCGCCAGAGCACUGUCAAAGUAAUGUCUGCUUAUCGCCAAUCCGAACCCGCUUCAAUCUUCCUUAUGCAGCAGCCACAUUGCCUUGCUGUUCCAUAUCUGAAGAGUAUGGUAUCAGUUGGGUUGUCAACUAUAGCAUCUUGUGGUUAUGAUAUCAUUAAUGCAGUGCAUGGGAAGAAAACAAUGAAUAUCUUAUGUAUUGGUCAUGGUGGGGGAAGCUUACCAUUAUUUUUGGCUAGUAAAAUCAAAGGUGCUGUUAUUCACAUAGUUGAAAUUGAUCCCCUUGUCAUCUCAGCCUCAAUCAAAGCUAUGGGUUUUCCUGCUUUCUCAGUUAUGACCCCAUCAGGUGAGCGUGCCUUCUCCAAACCUAGUACUAUUGAUGAAGUACUGUGGAAAGGCAUACAUGAGAGGCUCUACCUCUAUGAAUCAGAUGCUGAGAAAUUUGUCCUUGACAACACAAAUCUAUAUGAUAUGGUCUUCAUUGAUGCGUAUGAUGGUGAAGACAUCUUCCCUCGCAAGCUUUGGGACCCAAGUUCCCAAUUUCUAAAAUCUCUUAGUAAUCAACUUCACCCUGGACAUGGCACCGUGGUGGUGAACCUUCAUUCAGAUUCUGAUAUCUUGGAUCUUGUUGGGUCUGCUCCAUCUUUUCUUCAGCAAAUUUUGCCAAUGGGAAAGUAUGUUUCUGGAAUAGGCAGAGCGUACAUGGAUGUGCUGGUUGGAAGUGGAAGUUGUGGGAAAGAAGGUUCUGGUUUGGGUUUUACUGUUUCAGUUCCUUGGGUGUGUAAUACAUCUCUGGUUGUGUGCAGAGGUCUUCAAACAAGUGGUGAUUAUUCUAACAGGGAUUUGGUUAUGAACACUAUCUUAUCCAAAUCCCUGGAAGUGGAAAAUCUUCUAAACUUACCAUUCUCAUGCUUGCAGUAUAUAAAGAGUGGUUUUAUAUUAGUUGAAUGAUCUUUGAGUAGUAUAAAGUUAGUUAUCUUUGCAAUUUUUGCAAACUGCAAGAGUAUCUGGUUUUUUUUUUUUUUGGUUCUCCUAUUCAACUUUAUUUGAAAUUUAGCACAUGUUUAUUGGGUGCUCCAAGCCAUGCCCCAUUCUUGGACUCUGUAGGGUUCUGUAGUUCCAUUCCUUUAUGGGAGAGUGGCAAAUUACAGAAUUGAAUCAAUUUUGAUAUAAGAUGAGUGAAGGC